Messenger RNA from Melitaea cinxia (Glanville fritillary), 1480 nucleotides. RefSeq names its product protein ultraspiracle homolog (gene USP). Gene Ontology annotation, cellular component: activator ecdysone receptor complex; nucleus. The transcript has 9 exons. NCBI's taxonomy places the organism in Eukaryota, Metazoa, Arthropoda, Insecta, Lepidoptera, Nymphalidae. The record is from RefSeq and is a predicted model, not a curated record. Gene Ontology annotation, molecular function: RNA polymerase II cis-regulatory region sequence-specific DNA binding; nuclear receptor activity; zinc ion binding. Gene Ontology annotation, biological process: positive regulation of transcription by RNA polymerase II; anatomical structure development; cellular response to ecdysone. Bases 79 to 1479 code for a protein of 466 amino acids.
UUUCGAAGUGCGAACUUAGAUAGACGUGUCGAUCGAGCCGAUCGUAGUGCAGUGAUGUGAGGAUGCUAGUGCGUGGCCAUGUCGAGCGUGGCGAAGAAAGACAAGCCGACGAUGUCAGUGACUGCACUGAUUAAUUGGGCGCGACCGGCGCCGCCGGGCCCGCAGCAGCCGCCGCCCGCGACACCUGCGCCCGCUCCCAACAUGCUGCAGGGUUUCGGGACGACGUCUAAUAUUAUGCCCACCGUUGACUGUUCCAUUGACAUGCAAUGGCUGAACAUAGAGGCGGGGUUUAUGUCCCCAAUGUCUCCGCCGGAGAUGAAGCCAGACACAGCGAUGCUGGACGGAAUGCGGGACGACGCGACCUCCCCGCCCGCCAUGAGGAACUACCCUCCGAACCAUCCCCUCAGCGGUUCCAAACAUCUGUGUUCAAUUUGCGGUGACAGAGCGUCGGGAAAACAUUACGGAGUCUACAGUUGCGAAGGAUGCAAAGGUUUCUUUAAACGUACAGUUCGGAAGGACCUUACGUACGCGUGCCGUGAAGAGAGGAAUUGUAUCAUCGACAAGCGACAGAGGAAUCGCUGCCAGUACUGCCGCUAUCAGAAAUGCCUCGCGUGCGGCAUGAAGCGAGAGGCUGUGCAGGAGGAAAGGCAGCGGGCGGCGAGGGGGGCCGAGGACGCGCAUCCGAGCAGCUCCGUACAAGAACUAUCGAUCGAAAGACUCCUAGAAAUAGAGUCCCUCGUGGCCGAUCCGAGCGAAGAGUUUCAGUUUCUUCGCGUGGGUCCUGACAGCAACGUGCCUCCUCGGUACCGCGCGCCCGUCUCCAGCCUCUGUCAGAUAGGCAACAAGCAGAUCGCGGCGCUGGUGGUGUGGGCGCGCGACAUCCCGCACUUCAGCCAGUUGGAGCUGGAGGACCAGGUGGUGCUCAUUAAGGCCUCGUGGAACGAGCUGCUGCUCUUCGCCAUCGCCUGGCGCUCUAUGGAGUACUUGGAGGACGAGAGGGAGAACGUGGACGGCACGCGAAGCGCCGCGCCUCCGCAGCUCAUGUGCCUUAUGCCUGGCAUGACGCUGCACCGCAACUCCGCGCUGCAGGCGGGCGUGGGGCAGAUCUUCGACCGCGUGCUGUCCGAGCUGUCGCUGAAGAUGCGCGCGCUGCGCAUGGACCAGGCCGAGUACGUCGCGCUCAAGGCCAUCGUGCUGCUCAACCCCGAUAUAAAGGGGCUUAAGAAUCGACAAGAUGUUGACGUGCUAAGAGAAAAGAUGUUCUCCUGCCUGGACGAGUACUGCCGCCGCGCGCACAGCUCGGACGAGGGCCGCUUUGCGUCGCUGCUGCUGCGGCUGCCGGCGCUGCGCUCCAUCUCGCUCAAGAGCUUCGAGCACCUGUUCUUCUUCCACCUCAUCGCCGAGGGCCACAUCACCGGCUACAUCCGCGACGCGCUGCGCAGCCACGCGCCGCCCGUCGACACCAGCGCCAUCAUGUAAG